GGUUCUACACCGACUUAGCGAUUUUUCAAAACUAGAAUUUGUUCUCGCUGUCAAAAAGAAACAGCAGCAAUCCCUUUAAGAGGAAACGCUAAUUAAAAGAACACAUUUAAAAUGGCAGAUGAUAGUGAAGAUAAAGAACAAGAGAAUAAACAAUCAGCAUCUGUUCUAUCUGAUAUAAGCAUAUUAAAUAUAGCUAAAGCAUUGACUGAAAAUGAUAUAAGAGCAUUUUUAUUAUUAAAUAUACCCUUAACAACAUGUAUUAAUAACUAUGAAGAAAUGCGUACAUUCAAUCAACGUGAAGCAGCCUUUAAACAAAAAACACUGAUGUAUUGGAAAAAAUUACGUGAAAGUGUUAAAGAUGAGGUUAAAAUUGCUGAAUUAGAAUAUGCACUUAGACAAUCAGAUCAUAAAGAAUUGGCUGAUAUACUUGUUGAACGAAAUCGUAUGAAUCUAGAGAUUACACGUGAUCUUUUACAGAAAUAAACUGUUACCAACCUUCCUUCUUUUUUUGUUUUAUUCCAUUGUUCUACAAUUUACCUGUUUUUUUGAUGAUAUCAUCAUACAGAGUUAAAAGUUUUGAUAAAUGAUCCUUUUCAAAUUACUCAGAUUAACUGAAGUUUUCUUUUAUACAAUUGUUAUUGAAUAAAGUCAUUAUUUCUGCAAGAAUUAUUUUUAGUUUGCACAUAACUUGGUAUGAUGUGAAUAUAUUUUUUACCACAUUCUUUUGUUUUUGAAGUUUUCUCCACCUGCAUACUGGACAUACUGUACCAAAAUUUAACUAUGGCUUUUGUAAUAGUUUGUUUAGGAACUAAC
Molecule: messenger RNA, 813 nt
Organism: Trichobilharzia szidati
Lineage: Eukaryota; Metazoa; Platyhelminthes; Trematoda; Strigeidida; Schistosomatidae
Source: the annotation of a GenBank genome assembly